This is a messenger RNA of Dentiscutata erythropus, 1131 nucleotides long. NCBI's taxonomy places the organism in Eukaryota, Fungi, Glomeromycota, Glomeromycetes, Diversisporales, Gigasporaceae. The record is from the annotation of a GenBank genome assembly.
UAUGUUAAUAAUUUAGUAAUCGAUAAUGAAAAGUAUUUAACCUAUCUUCCCCAUGAUGGUUUCAAUAAUCAAAGAAACGCAUUAGAAAAUGCAAUAUUCAUAUCAUGGUUUUUAAACAGAACUCUGAUAAUUCCGCCCCUCAUUCUUUUCGAAGGAGUUGCACCAGUUAUUGGGAAGCCAUUAAAUAGAACAUACAAUUUUUUAUCAAAAAACAUAAUUUCUACCAAAAAUCAAUUUAAAUACUGUUUUAAAAGCUAUUCAAGAUGUAGUUCAGUUUUUUGUUUUGAAGAAGGCCAAAGGAAUUGCACUAUAGUAACUUAUACUAUAUAUGAUUGGGAAGAAUUAUUAGACUUUACAUUUUUGAAAAAUAAUAUUAAAUACAUUCAUCGUCAAGAUUUUAAUUAUAGUCACUUAUUGGAAUCACUUAACAUCUAUAGUAGUUCAGAAGCGUAUAAUGUGACUAAGGACGAAAAUCAAUAUCAACAACGAUAUUAUGAUGACGCUACAUCAACAAUCGAACUUUUUAGAUUCAAAGAACGAGUGAAUUUAAUCGAUUUAAGAAAAAGAACCGAAAAAUUAAUACAUUUUGGAAGUUUAUUUUCAUCAAAUAGAACUGUUCGACAAUUACCUGAAAGUAUUGAAUUUUGGAAUAAGUUAAUGAUGAACAUGCUACCGAACAAUCCAAUUAUAAUAAAAACUGUAGAUAAAAUUAUUAAUAAGAUUGGAGGAAUUGAUAGUUACAUUGGUGCUCAUGCAAGAUUAAAAGAUGGUCACUUUAUUAGCAGACGAAAUGAAACAGUACAAGGACUCAUUGAAAGAAUUCAAACAGAUUUUAAAGAUGAAGUUUGUUUAACAACAAAAAUAUAUCUGGCAGUAGAUGUAGAACGAGAUCACGAGUCCCUUCAACCACUUUUUCAAACAUUCUCGUGUAUUUACGUACUAGAAGAUUUUAAUGAUUUUUUAGUACCUUUAAAAUAUUUAAAAAAUCCUAAAGAUGGUAUGUAUUUGUACGAAUUUCUAGUACCGUUAGUAGAUUUAAUAGUAGCAUCAAAAGGUAUUAAGUUUUAUGGAUCUAGUAAGAGCACUUUUUCAGGUUAUGCUAAACAAUUAAACGAAGCGUGGAUCAGAUGA